Molecule: messenger RNA, 2066 nt
Organism: Chrysoperla carnea
Lineage: Eukaryota; Metazoa; Arthropoda; Insecta; Neuroptera; Chrysopidae
Gene: PpV
Product: serine/threonine-protein phosphatase 6 catalytic subunit
Exons: 4
Coding region: 126-1037 (303 amino acids)
Biological process (GO): G1/S transition of mitotic cell cycle; peptidyl-serine dephosphorylation
Cellular component (GO): cytoplasm
Molecular function (GO): protein serine/threonine phosphatase activity
Source: RefSeq, a predicted model, not a curated record
UUUUACUUAAAAAAAAAAAAAUAUUUAAAAUCAUUUCCAUAUUUUGAAUUGUGUUUGAAUCAUUAUCAAUGUUGUUUAAUUCAUAAAAGUUUCAUAUAAAUACGAAAAAUCAAAAAUUUAAAAAUAUGGCAGAUCUUGAUAAAUGGAUAGAAAUUGCAAAAGAAUGCAAAUAUUUACCAGAAAACGAUUUGAAAUGUUUAUGUGAUUUGGUGUGUGAUUUAUUGUUAGAGGAAUCAAAUGUGCAACCAGUAUCAACACCUGUGACGGUUUGUGGGGAUAUUCAUGGACAGUUUUACGAUUUAGAAGAACUAUUUCGAUGUGGUGGUCAAGUACCUGACACAAAUUAUAUAUUUAUGGGUGAUUUUGUGGAUCGUGGAUAUUAUAGUUUAGAAACAUUAACACGAUUGUUAACGUUAAAAGCACGUUGGCCCGAUAAAAUAACGUUACUCCGUGGCAACCAUGAGAGUCGACAGAUAACACAAGUUUAUGGAUUUUAUGAUGAAUGUUUAAGUAAAUAUGGUAAUGCUAAUGCAUGGAAGUAUUGUUGUCGAGUUUUUGAUUUAUUAACUGUGGCCGCUUUAAUUGAUGAACAAAUUUUAUGUGUACAUGGUGGUCUAAGUCCCGAUAUCAUAACAUUAGAUCAAAUUCGAUCAAUUGAUCGUAAUCAAGAAAUACCACACAAAGGUGCAUUUUGUGAUUUAGUAUGGUCCGAUCCAGAGGAUGUUGAUACAUGGUCGAUAAGUCCAAGAGGUGCUGGUUACUUAUUUGGUGCUCGAGUCACACAUGAAUUUAUGGACGUAAAUGCAUUGUCACUAAUAUGUCGUGCACAUCAAUUAGUACAUGAAGGUUAUAAAUAUAUGUUUGAUGAUAAAUUAGUAACCGUAUGGUCAGCACCAAAUUAUUGUUAUCGUUGUGGAAAUAUUGCCAGUAUAUUAGAAUUUAGUUCGACAGAUAAUCGUCAAGCGAAAAUAUUUAAAGCGGUACCUGAUUCAGAACGUGUCAUUCCACCAAGAAAUACAACACCCUACUUCUUAUAAACUUACUAAAACAGCCAAUCAAAAACGAAAAAAAUUAAUUAUAUUUAUAACUUUUUUCACAAUUAACAAAAACACGUUCCUUUUGCCCAAAAAAAAAAAAAAAAAAAAUCUUUUAUAGAUACGAUCAAUUUUUAUGUAUCCGCGUAUCCAGAUGUCGUCGAUGUUCGUUAGGCCUUAUAUCAAUAUUAUAGUCUAAGGUGGAAUCAAUCAUGAUUUUUUAUUUUUUGGAUAUGCAAGUUUUGGUUCGAAUUUAAAGGAAGUUAGCCUUAUUUUUAAAAAUGUCGAUGCACAAAGUAUACAGGAUUUUCUAUAAUUAACCGUAGAACGUUAAACUUCCUGAAUAAGCUUGAACUGAAAGCAGAACAAAUCUAUUACGUUUUAUUUAUGUUUAUGGAAAUGACCAUUUUCAAACUUUUAUAAGAACUUAUACUUUUUGCAAAACUCUAUGAUCCUCCUGGAGAUGAUUGAAAAGAUCUCCGUAAAUUAGAAAAAAUCUUAAGAUCCGAUCACAAUAUAAAUUAAAUAAAAACAUGAUUUCUUUUAAAUUUAGGUCCAAACUUACGUUGAAACGAAGAUUUACGAGCGAUCGUUUCUUAAACUAUUUUUCGGAUUUGUUUCAUUUUGUGUUUGCUUGCAUUUAAACUGCAACGACAGUUCAUAAUUUAAGGGAAGUGUCUUGGUGCGUUAUUCUUCCGCCUUUUCAGGAAGCGUGAACAUUUUUUUAAUUGUGCAACAUGCUGAAUAGGGGAAAGUGUGGUACAAUUUUCUUGCUUUGACUACGGAGUCUACUUUGGUACACAUUCGGAAGCUCGGUUAGAAGGGGGAAGGUUUUAGUACAGAAGUUACGCUGAGCUACGUCAGGUAAAAGGUAGCAAUGAAGCAAAGCUACGAAAUUUUCCUGAUAUAUUUUUUUGACACAAUGAAAAUAAUUUGCUGUUUAAGUUACGUCAUACUGUAAGAAAUGCCGUAAACCGUAAUACCAGUGUUUCAGAGAAUAAAAAUUGUUUUCUUGACUUGAUAAUAAAAAAA